Molecule: messenger RNA, 2502 nt
Organism: Verticillium alfalfae VaMs.102
Lineage: Eukaryota; Fungi; Ascomycota; Sordariomycetes; Glomerellales; Plectosphaerellaceae
Product: clathrin-coated vesicle protein
Exons: 5
Coding region: 1-2502 (833 amino acids)
Source: RefSeq, a predicted model, not a curated record
AUGUUCUCUUCGGCUUUCAAGUCGAUCUCCUCCACCAACAUCACCGCAAACUAUUCCAUCUCCCAAAAUUCGACAUCCACCGCCGGGCCCUGGAAGAUUUACGACUGCAAGAAGAAGUCCACCGGCAAGGCCUACAGCGUCUUUGUCUUCGACAAGAAGUCCCUCGACAGCCAUGGCAACUCGCUGAGCCGCAGCAGUGCCAGCGCGUUCAAGCGCACGACCGAGGAGGUUGUCGAGCGUCUGAAGAAGGAGGCCUCGAGUCUUGCCAAACUACGACACCCGAGCGUGCUCGAGCUCGUCGAACCUGUGGAGGAGACGCGAAGUGGAGGCUUGCAGUUCGUGACCGAGGCUGUGACGGCGUCGCUCGCAAGUCUGCUGCAGGACAAGGAUGAUCAGGAACGGUCAGGCGGGGUUGGUGGCCGCUCGAGCCGAUAUGUGACGGAGGAUUCGGAGGGCGUUCGGAGGCGGCGCGAGCUCGAAAUUGAUGAGCUUGAGAUCCAAGAGGGACUGCUGCAGAUCAGCAAGGCACUCGAACUGUUCUCCUCCUCAUCAACGAUUCCGUCUUCAUCCAAUAAGUUCUUGGCAUCCAGAAACUUGCCAAAGGACCUGUCGGCUCACGUCUUGCCGCGCCUCAUCACUCGACGGCCGGCGCAGCGCAUGACGGCCAAGGAGUUCCAGGACAGCGAGUAUUUUGACAACAUACUGGUCUCCACGAUUCGCUUCCUCGAUGCUUUCCCCGCCAAGACGCCCAAUGAAAAGGCGCAGUUCAUGCGGGGCUUGAAUAAAGUCCUGCCGUCUUUUCCCAAGUCGGUCAUGGAGAAGAAGCUGCUGCCGGCAUUGCUCGAGGAGAUGAAAGACAAAGAGCUCAUCUCUUUGAUUCUUCAGAACAUCUUCAAAAUCAUCGAGUUGUUGCCGACGGCAAAGCGUGCUUUCAGCGAAAGCGUUCGGCCGAGGCUUAAGGAGAUUUUCGUGUCGACCGGCAAGAAAGAAGCAGAGCCGCCAAAAGAUCCAGCCAAGGAUGCCGGUCUCAUGGUCGUCCUCGAGAACAUGCCCGUCAUUUCGAGCAAUUGCGGCGGCAAGGAGUUCACCGACGCAAUUGAAUCAGGGACUCCGGCUGUUGUUGAUGCGGCUCUGAGAGGGCUGCCUGCCAUCCUCGCGGUGCUCGACUUCAGCACGAUCAAGAACGAACUCUUCCCGGUCAUCGCCAUGGUCUUCAGUAAAACGAACAGCCUGGCCAUUAAGGUGCGCGGUUGUCAGGCGUUCGUGGUGCUGUGCGGCGGGUCGAACGAUCCGUCGAAUGACGGCCUGGGCGACUUCAGUGCCGAGAGAAAGAAGACGACGUCAUCCUCCAGCGCUCUGGACAAGUACACAAUGCAGGAAAAGAUUGUGCCCCUGAUCAAUUUCAGGGCUUCAUGGAUCUCAUCAAAAACCCUGUCGAAGCGCGUAGAGGACGAGCAGACCAAGAAGCUACAGGAACUGAACGGCAACGCGAAUGGCAGCACCGUUGGACCAGAAGACUUCAUGGCCUUCGGCGGCGUGACAGGCACGACUUUUGACAGCAACACCAACGGUGCGUCGGAGAACGACUUUGAACAGCUCGUCAAGGGCAAAGUCACGAGCUCCACCUCGGGCGACUCGUUUGCGAGCUGGGACGACGCCCCCGUGCCGUCGGCCAUCACGACGUCAGCCCGUCCGUCGAUGGGGUCUCGAUCCAGCACACCCAAGGCUGCCGCCUUUUCGUGGUCGACACCCAGUCCGCCGCAAACGACGGCUGCGCCUGGCGCAAGCGCAACCGACGUUCCGCACUGUGACGCCGGACCUGAGUGGAUUCCAGUCGAUGACUCCUUCGACGACGCAGUUCUCUCAGCCGAUGCAACCCGCCUGCAGCAGCAACAACAGCAGCAACAACAGCAGCAGGGCGUCGCCGCAGCGCCAGUGAACUGGGCGUCGGCGGGCAAUUCGGCGACGCAGUCCAACCCAUGGGCAUCGUCGCCGGCCCCGUCGUCGUCAGGCCUCGGGGCCAUGAGCGCUUCGAUGGGGAGUCUGUCCAUGGGUGGCGGCGCGAGGCCGGGCAUGGGGUCCUCACAAGGAUCAUUCUCACUUCCGCCGCCACCGGGUGGUGGCAGCGGCAUGAUGGGGUCGUCGGGAUUCAGUCUCGCGCCGCCGCCGAAGCAGCAGCAGGCUGCCCCGGUGAACCGGUCGGCGAGCGGCAUGGGUGGUAUGGGCAUGGGCGUGAUGGCUCAGCAGGGGGCGAACUCGAUGAACUCGAUGGGCUCGAUGGGCUCGAUGGGCUCGAUGGGCUCGAUGGGCUCGAUGAACUCGAUGAACUCGCUGAACUCUAUGAAUGCAAUGGCAGCGAGGCCCGGCAUGGGCAUGGGCGUGGGCUCUGGAGCGAGCAUGAACAGCAUGAUGGGAACAGCUCAGCAGCAGCAUCAACAACAACAGCAAACACAGCAACAGCAGGCAAAGCCUGGUUUGGAUAAGUACCAGAGCCUGAUAUGA